CUCUGUGGUUUAUCUGUGGAUGGCGGUGCUUGGGGAGAUACGCCAGCUUAUUUAUUUCUGAAUAAAUCUUACGAUUGUUUAAGUAUUUUUGUGCUAUUUUGAUAGUUUCAUUAUUAUUUCUUAUUGAAAAUCUUUAAUAAAUAUGUUCAUUAACUGUAUUCGUCAUGUGUUUCUGUGACAUUGUUGAAUUCUGCUUCAUAAAAUUUAUUGGCGGUAACAAUAUCAUGAAUAUCAACAAAUUUAUUGUGCGAGGAGACUUAUAAUACGCUGAACGCAUUUAUAUCUACACUAGAAGAGUUUUAUUUCUAAGCUUCUUUUUAAGUUAUCGUGUGAUCAUAUCGAAGAGUCAGCAACAAGGAGUCCAUCAAUAUGAAUGAUGUUCGGGAUAAAGUUGUUGCUGGAUCCUCGUCGUGGGAAACAGCGCCCACCCUCAGUGAUUCUUCUCCAGAGAUCCAGUCGUCGCCUGGCGGCAGCGGCGAGACUCCGCAGACGCCGGGUGCGCCGGCCCCGCUCGCGCCACAGUUCGCUGCUGAACUGCACCCCGACCUGCUGCAGCAGGGCUGGCGGAAAUAUUGGUCGAGGCGAGAAAACAGACCGUACUUUUGGAACAAAAUAUCCGGCGAGUCAAUGUGGGAACUGCCAGCGGUUAAGAGAGAUUUUGAUCCCAUCACGGAUCCUCUCGGAAUUUGCCACACUGGACCCCCCAAUGCUGGCAAUGUAACUCCCAGUGCUAGCAAGCGGCGUCCGUCAGAAGAUAAUGGACCGCCACCGAAAAAGUUUGUCCUUGCGGGCCCGUGGGAUAUUGAAGUACCCACGAAUGUUGUGAUUUAUGAACGCCCUCCUACUAUAUGUCCUCACCCACACCCUGAGAUUGAGGGAUUUCGGUUUACUUUAGCUAAUAAGUUGAGACAGUGCUAUCAGGAGCUAUGUCACACGAGAGAAGGUAUUGAUGCCCCCAAGGAUUCGUUCAAUAGAUGGUUGAUGGAGAGAAAAGUGAACGACCAAGGAGGCUCUGAUCCACUUCUGCCGAGCCACUGCUUUCCGGAGAUAUCUCACUCCAUGUACGAAGAAAUAAUGAACGAUAUACCAAUAAAAUUAACUCAUCCAAAAUUCACGGGAGAUGCCAGGAAGCAGUUGUCACGAUAUGCUGAAGCAGCUAAGAAAAUGAUCGAAUCGAGGAAUGCUUCACCGGAGAGUCGUAAAGUAGUCAAGUGGAAUGCUGAGGAUACCUUUCAAUGGUUGCGGCGUACAGUGGGAGCUACUUAUGACGAUUUUCAAGACAGACUGGCACAUUUGAGAAGACAAUGUCAGCCACAUUUGGCUGAAACUGCUAAGGCUUCGGUGGAAGGAAUCUGCCUUAAGAUAUACCACUUGUCAGCUGAGUACGCUCGUAAAAUAAGAGAAAAGCAUAGCAUACUGUUGAAAGAGAAUGGUAUACAGGAGCUGCCGGCGCCGCUGCAGCAGGCGGCGCUGCGCAAGGUGUGGUGCUACCCCGUACAGUUCGCGCUGCCCGCGCCGCGCGCGCCGCUCGUCGAGCACUUCCUCGACCGCGACCAGGCGCUGCUGCGCUACCUGGGCGACACGCAGGUGCUCAACGCCACCUACCUGCAGAAACUGGAACAACUGUACCGGUACAGCUGCUUCGACGACAAGAAGUUCGAGCAGUUCGUGUCGCGCGUGUGGUGCGUGCUGCGGCGCUACGCGGCGUGGGUGGGCGCGGCGCACCCGGCGGCGCAGGCGCCCGACGCGCACCUGGCGCAGAUGGCGCUGCCCGUGCCCGUGCUGGAGUGCCUGCACCGCUGCUUCGGAGUCAGCUUCGAGUGCUUCGCGAGCCCGCUCGACUGCUACUUCCGCCAGUACUGCUCCGCCUUCGCCGACACCGACUCCUACUUCGGCUCCCGGGGGCCGUUCCUGGAGCUGCGGCCGGUGGCGGGGUCGCUGGUGGCGCACCCGCCCUACUGCGAGGAGCUGCUGGAGGCUGCGCUGCGCCACAUGGAGCGCCUGCUGCAGGACUCGGCCGAGCCGCUCAGCUUCGUGGUGGUGCUGCCCGAGUGGGCCGACCGCCACGCGCGUGCGCUGCACAAGCUGCAGGCUAGCCACUUCAAGCGGAAACAGGUUGUAAUUCCAGCAUUCGAACACGAGUAUCGGCACGGCUUUCAGCAUGUCCUCCCAAAGAACGAAGUGUACUUCCGCUGGGGCGGCGGCACGGUGGUGGUGUGGCUGCAGAACGCGGCCGGCUUCGCGCGCUGGGGGCCCACGGACGAGCGCGUGGAGGCGCUGCUAGACGCGUGGCGCCCGCGCGCCAAGCUGCGCUCGCCGCCGCCCGCGCCCGCACCGCCCGACGACCCGCCCGCCACGCCCGCUGACAAGCGCAGCUAAGCGCGCCGCCCGUACUCCCCGCCGCGUAUGCCUACACGAGCAUGUUUGGCCGACUUAUCGGCGUUUUAUACGAUAAAUUUCUCUUCAUCUUUUUACUACCGUGUGACGCCGGGCGAGUGUCCACCCUUAGGUCUAUCGCACUUUGGAAACGUUUUCGUAAGAAUUUGACUCACUGUGCGCACACGCACGAAUAAUCCCGACUUUCCAUACUAACUUUCACCCAUUUGGAAGGUUCGUGCGUGUUCGUACCAAAACGCCUGCACAUUGCGGUCAGCCCUAGGCCGCGCUUACUUUGCACAUGUACGAUUAACUCUCAUCCAGGGUGAGUCCCCGUUCUCACAUAGUGCUUGAAGGAUGGGGUCGUACGUUUGUGGUCGCACAACCGAAUUUCGUAUGAAAACGCAAGCAAAGUGAGUGGCCUUACGUCGAUUCCAUCUACACACAUGAAAUGCUUUGCAUCAUCAUUCCUCAAACGCAUGGCUGAGGGUUUAGAAUAUACUAUUUAUUCAGCGACCUCCGUUCUCUGCCAAUUAAUUAUCCGGGUAUCUUCAAAACGAGAGUGAAUAGACCUUCUAGGUAAACGCGUUCCAUCUUAGGCAACAUCUUCACUUCUCAUCAGGUGUGAUUGUGAUCAAGCGUGUGCAAAGUGGUUACAGGCUUCGUUCAAAGCUUAUAACGUAGGAUCGAACUCCUCAUUUGCUCACACCUAUGUGUCUGAGUAUAGACGUGAGACCAGACGGAGUCGUAUAUUAAGCCAUAUAUAGACACUGGCACAGGACUCGUGAUAAUCAAUGCGAGUGUGGGCAUAUGCGGCAAGGCUUAAAUCCUGAUACAAUAACACUUAUCUUAAACCGGGUACAGAUUAUUUGCUACACAAUAAGCAAUGCAACGCCAUUUACGUCGCGAAUGAACGCCCAAAGCGUACCGACUACUACACGAGUAAUAUAAAGUGUUCAUCGAAAAGUCGACAUCACAACGCGUAUGAUGCGAAUGCAAGUAAGUAGAUUGUGCGCAGUUUUUAGGAUGUUACGAACACGAUAAAAUGUAUAAGAAAUCAUGUAACAUGUUGUUAAAUAAUCUGUACCCGGACUUACAUCAAGUCACGUCCAUACCUACCAGUAAAAAUUUUCAUUGUGUGUUAAUGGUACGUAAAUUUUAUGCCUCCAAAUCUUUUUCCACAUAAAGACGUCCACACUAAAAAAUAAUAUAUUUUGUGUUUCGGUUCAGUAUCUUUUGCAACACACCGUACUUGGCCGACCGCAUUUUGGAUGCGUUUUCGUACGAAUUUGACCUGUGCGAACACCCACGAAUGAUUCCUUCCCGACCUUCCAUAUACUAUGGGAACGCGCAGACUGAGUGGGGGUUAGUCAUACUUACACCCAGUCUCCCAUAGUGCUUGAAUGGUUAGGAUUGUCCGUGCGUGUUCGCACGAGUCAAAUUCGUACGAAAACGCAACCAAAGUGCGGUCGCCUCAGUGUGGCUCGAUGCUUGCACAUUCAGAAUAAGCUUAUUUUUUACUGCAAAUACAAUUGAUAUUAUCAUCUGGGUUUUGUUACGUUUAGUUACGUUGUCUGAAUGAAGCUCUUACGAGUCUUACAGAAUAUGCGAUCAGUGGUAACUGGUGAUACAUACUUGUGUGACAUCCGGUAAUGGAUUUAAUAAAAUUUAUUUAUUGAUUACAAGUUACAACUACCUAUAUAGUCGAAAUAAUGAUUAAAAUCUACAGAAACCCAUAUUUAAUUACUUAAUUCUAUAGUUAGAAACUUGGAGUUAGUAAGCUAAAACCAGAAAAUGAGGCUAAUUCUGUUGUACGCAAUGUGGCUAAUUCUGUUGUAUACCUACAAUCUCUAAACUAAAAAGACAGAUCUAAAUCUCAUGCGAUGUCCUUUUCCGCAGGAACCAUUAUGAAAGGGAUAGCAAUAUAUUUAGACCUGUAAUUUUAGUUUAGAGAUUGUGUACAACAGAUUUAGCCACAAUAUAUUAUGUAUAUUAACUAAAAUGGCAGGCCUAAUUGUAUUGGCUCUUUCAAAAUGCUGCCUGUAGAAAAGUAUAGUUCUAGAUUGCCUUGUCAAUUUAGCUUAUUUUAGAGAUUGCUUACUGUAGAAUUAGCCACACUAUCUUAUAUGGUCAUAUCUUGACAAUUUUUACUCCGUUCGUUAGGAGGAACGGUAAUUUUAUAUAAGUAAUCGUACAAUUAGGAUUUAAUCUGUACAUAUAGUGCUGUCAGCAAUAUAAGGUCCUGAUAAAUUACCUACCUCAAGUUCUUAGACGUCAUUGUUAUAAUUUCUUUAAGUAUUUGUAUCCAAUUGUAUUCUCCGUUAUUAUGCCCUAGAAGUCAUUUUAACUCCGACAUAUUUACGAGAGAAUGUUAGAAAUAAUAAAGUUUUCGAUGACCUUUCAGCCCAUGUGCAAUGAUAAGAUGGAUGGGGACUUUGGUAUUUUGUUAAAAUAGGUAACAUAUUUAGGCUCAAACUAAAUCCAGCUUUUCGGGAGUUUUUUCCAUAGCAUAAUGCCUAAUUUCCCUGGGCUGAAAGUGUAUAAUUAAGUAAUUUUUUUAUUAGUUGAAAGCGUCUACUGAGCAAGUAAUUUGACAGGACCAAGUUUAUAUAUUUUAUUUUGUUAAGAUCGCUCUUUAUAUAGUGUUUUUGUGGAUGAGAUGAUAAGAUUAUUGUAUUAUGCUUUAAUAGUACCUGCAAAACAACUUGGAAACAAAAGUUAAUAAUAAUUAUAAAUAGUUAUUUAUAUUUUUAACCAUAAUUUGUGACUGUCAUAAAAACUUUUGACUAUAUUAUUUCAAUUUUAAUAA
Molecule: messenger RNA, 5185 nt
Organism: Maniola jurtina (meadow brown)
Lineage: Eukaryota; Metazoa; Arthropoda; Insecta; Lepidoptera; Nymphalidae
Gene: Pcif1
Product: mRNA (2'-O-methyladenosine-N(6)-)-methyltransferase
Exons: 7
Coding region: 370-2379 (669 amino acids)
Cellular component (GO): nucleus
Molecular function (GO): RNA polymerase II C-terminal domain binding; mRNA (2'-O-methyladenosine-N6-)-methyltransferase activity
Source: RefSeq, a predicted model, not a curated record